UGUAGAACAUAAGGUGGGGUUGAUAGUACUGCCUCUUUCUGCGUACUCGUGUGUCUGGGGUACUUGACAGUGAAUUUCCAUCCUUAAGUGUUCAAUCGCUGUGUGGGUCUGUUACCUUCAGCAAUGAGUGAGGUCGUAAAGAAUACGGAAGGGCUUUCCCUGGGGGAAAUGUACAUAUCAGAAAAGCAAGGUGAUGACAACACUGGAGAUGGAACAAAAGAAAAACCUUUUAAAACUGUUUUGAAGGCUAUGAAAGCUGUAGGUGCAGAACCGUUUCCUAAUUUUUAUGUGGACUCACAGAAAGAAAAUGAGCGCUGGGAUGUUAUAUCUAAGUCACAGCUAAAAAAUGUCAAAAAAAUCUGGAUUAGAGAAAACAUGAAGAAUGAAGCAAAGUUAGAGAAGGAGAUUGAAGAUCAGCUGCGUAGAGAAAAGAACCUUGAAGAAGCUAAGAAGAUGGUCAUUAAAAAUGACCCAAGCCUACCGGAGCCUAAAAAGGUGAAGAUUAGCUCAUUGGAACAGCAUCGAGACCAACGUGUUAAGGUGUUUGGCUGGGUCCACAGGCUGCGAAGGCAAGGAAAAAAUCUUAUGUUUAUUGUCCUUCGGGAUGGUACAGGAUUUCUUCAGUGUGUCCUUUCUGAUAGCUUGUGUCAAUGUUACAAUGGACUGGUCUUGUCUACAGAGAGUUCAGUUGCAGUAUAUGGAAUACUGAAAUUGGUUCCAGAGGGCAAGCAGGCUCCUGGGGGACAUGAAUUGAUAUGCGACUACUGGGAGUUGAUUGGCUUGGCCCCAGCAGGAGGUGCUGAUAAUCUGCUGAAUGAAGAAUCUGAUGUUGAUGUACAGUUGAACAACAGACACAUGUUGCUGAGAGGGGAAAAUAUGUCCAAAAUUUUUAAAGUGCGCUCUGUAACUACACAGUGUUUCCGGGACCAUUUCUUUGACAGAGAAUACAAUGAAAUCACGCCACCUACAUUUGUCCAAACACAAGUAGAAGGGGGUGCCACAUUGUUUAAGCUGAAUUAUUUUGGUGAAGAGGCAUACUUAACUCAGUCAUCCCAGCUGUAUCUGGAGACGUGCAUUCCAGCUCUGGGGGAUACAUUCUGCAUUGCCCAGUCUUAUCGUGCUGAACUUUCCAGGACGCGAAGACACUUGGCAGAGUACACCCACAUAGAAGCCGAAUGCCCUUUUAUUACAUUUGAUGACUUACUGAACCGCCUUGAGGAUUUGGUAUGUGAUGUUGUAGAUCGUGUCUUGAAGUCAUCUGCUGGACCCUUGUUGUAUGAAGUCAACCCGGAUUUCAAACCUCCAAAGCGUCCCUUCAGACGAAUGAACUACACUGAUGCUAUUGUUUGGCUGAAAGAACAUGAUAUCAAAAAAGACGAUGGGACAUAUUACGAAUUUGGAGAGGAUAUCCCAGAAGCUCCUGAAAGAUUAAUGACCGAUACCAUUAAUGAACCAAUCUUGUUGUGCCGUUUCCCGGCAGAGAUAAAGUCAUUUUAUAUGCAACGUUGUCCUGAGGAUAGAAGGCUUACUGAAUCGGUUGAUGUGCUUAUGCCUAAUGUUGGUGAAAUCGUUGGAGGGUCAAUGCGUAUCUGGGACAGUGAUGAGUUGCUAGAAGGUUAUAAGAGAGAGGGCAUUGACUCAGCCCCUUACUACUGGUACACUGAUCAGGUAAGAAACAUUUUCUCUCUUCUGAUAUAA
Messenger RNA from Protopterus annectens (West African lungfish), 1698 nucleotides. RefSeq names its product asparaginyl-tRNA synthetase 1 (gene NARS1). Gene Ontology annotation, cellular component: cytoplasm. Gene Ontology annotation, molecular function: ATP binding; asparagine-tRNA ligase activity; nucleic acid binding. The transcript is spliced from 14 exons. Gene Ontology annotation, biological process: asparaginyl-tRNA aminoacylation. Lineage: Eukaryota; Metazoa; Chordata; Ceratodontiformes; Protopteridae. The record is from RefSeq and is a predicted model, not a curated record. Bases 124 to 1698 code for a protein of 524 amino acids.